AUGUUAUUCAUGGUCCUCACUUCUUCCACCACUUUGAACUAUACAUCCACUCAAUUCACUUCCUUUCUGCUGACUGGUGUCCCUGGAUUAGAAGACUUUCAAAUUUGGAUCUCCAUCCCUUUCAGCUUCAUGUACCUCUUGGCUGUGAUAGGCAAUGGCCUAGUUAUUGCAGUGGUGGCCCGUGACAGGAGCCUCCAUGAACCCAUGUAUCUUUUCCUGACCAUGCUGGCACUCAAUGAUGUCCUCCUUUGUACUGUCACAGUGCCUAAAAUGCUUCUCAUCUUCUGGCAAGGCCCCUCCCUGUCAACAUUUGCUGCCUGCCUCACACAAAUGUUCUUGGUUCAUGCUCUGUUCCUCUCUGAAUCUGCCAUUUUACUGGCCAUGGCUUUUGAUCGUUAUGUGGCUAUCUGUGCACCACUCCAUUAUGCAACUCUGCUUACAGGUUCUCUCAUUGGCAAGGUGGGUCUGGCUCUGGUGGCUCGGAGUGUGGUUGUUGUCAUCCCCGGUGUCCUCCUCAUUCUCCGGCUACAUUUCUGCAGGACCAAUGUUAUUCACCAUACAUACUGUGAGAACAUGGGCAUUGCCAAAUUGGCCUGCAAUAGCUUUACCCUUAAUAGCAUUUAUGGACUCACWGCAGCUCUUCUUACAACAGGGCUGGACUGUAUCCUUAUCUCCCUCUCCUACUGGCUAAUCUUGAGAACAGUCUUUCAACUGCCUUCAAGGGAAGCUCGGAAAAAGGCCUUUGGAACCUGUGGAGCUCAUAUAUGUGUCAUCCUGAUAUUCUAUACUCUGGCUUUCUUUUCCUUCUUUACCCAUCGCUUUGGGCACCAUGUGCCCAGGCAUGCCCUUAUCCUCCUGGCAAACCUCUAUCUAUUGGUGCCACCUACCAUGAACCCCAUUGUUUAUGGGGUAAARACCAAAGAGAUAAGGAUACGAGUACUGGCACUUGGUACCUAA
This is a messenger RNA of Urocitellus parryii (Arctic ground squirrel), 957 nucleotides long. RefSeq names its product olfactory receptor 52D1-like. NCBI's taxonomy places the organism in Eukaryota, Metazoa, Chordata, Mammalia, Rodentia, Sciuridae. Gene Ontology annotation, biological process: G protein-coupled receptor signaling pathway. Gene Ontology annotation, molecular function: olfactory receptor activity; G protein-coupled receptor activity. Gene Ontology annotation, cellular component: plasma membrane. The record is from RefSeq and is a predicted model, not a curated record.